GGCAAUACCACAAGUCCACAACCAUUCUCCAAUAUUUCUUACGUCCUAGCUAUUACUCUCUUCUUUGAAUUAUCGAUCAAUUCCCAUUAUGGCGGAUGCACUCAUUUCCGUGCUUCUUGAACAACUGGCUUCACUAACUUAUGAGUUAAUAAAAGGGCAGGUGACAUUGGUUUUGGAUGUGGAGAAAGACGUUGCAGAGUUCAUCAACAAUCUCAGAGCAAUCCAAGCUGUACUUGAGGAUGCAGAGAAGAGGCAAGUGAAGGAAGCUGUCGUGCGAGAUUGGUUGGACAAGCUCAAAGAUGUCUCCUACAAGAUGGAUAACGUGGUUGAUGAGUGGAACACGGAAAUUCUGAAACAGCAAGUUGAGAAACAAGAAAAUGAAGGUGAAAAUGCUCUUGUUAACAAGAGAAAGGUGCGUUUCUCCAUUCCCUCUCCCUGUAAAUGCUUUGGUUUCGGCCAAGUCAGUCGGGUUAUUGUUAAUCGUGCUAUUGCUCUGAAAAUAAAAGAACUGAAUAGUAGGCUAACUUCGAUUGCUGAGGAAAGAACAAGGUACCACUUUCAAUCCACAACAACAAGUGGCAUUGAACAACCUGAACGACCAAAGAGUUCAUCUUUGGUCGAUGUUUCUAACAUAUUUGGUAGAGAAGAUGAAAAGGAAACCUUGAUUAGCAUGUUGUUGGGUAAGAGUAGCGGUAAAGAAGGGAGGGGCCCCCUAGUCAUCCCUAUUAUAGGGAUGGGGGGCAUAGGCAAGACCACUCUUGCACAACUAGCCUACAACAAUGAACAUGUUAAAGCCCAUUUUCAGAAGAGAAAAUGGGUUUGUGUCUCAGAUCCUUUCGAUGGGAUCAAGAUUGCCAAAACCAUCAUUGAUAAGAAUGAUACCCCAACUUCAGAUGAGUUGGAAGAUUUCAUGCAAUCUGUGUCUAAAUCUGUCGGGGGAAAGAGGUUUCUUCUUGUCCUAGAUGACAUGUGGACCGAAGAUGAUACAAAGUGGGAACCAUUAAGGUUAGCUUUAAUGUCUGGUGCUGAAGGCAGUAGAAUAUUAGUGACCACACGAAACGAAUCAGUUGCUCGUAUGAUGGGAGCAACCACUCAAAUUAUCCAUUUGGAAAAGUUGAAUGAUCAGCAUUGUUUCUCAUUAUUCUAUCAUCUUGCAUUUCUAAAUAGGGAAAAAGAUAAGUCUGAUUUGUUUGAAGUCAUUGGUAAGGAAAUUGUUGAGAAGUGUAAGGGUUCGCCACUUGCUGCAAAGACUUUAGGUAGUCUUAUGUGGAAUAAGAAAACAACGAAAGAAUGGUGUGAUGUUUUGGAGAGUGAGAUAUGGGAUUUAGAAGAGGUUGAGAAGAAAAUUUUUCAUCUGUUAUUACUAAGUUAUUAUGAUUUGGGAUCAGAAAUCAAGCGUUGUCUUAUAUUUUGUGCAUGUUUUCCACAAGAUUAUGAAUUCGAUAAAAACACAUUGAUUGAGAUGUGGAUGUCACAAAAUUAUCUCAACUCAAAAAAAAACAAGGAGAGGAGAACCAUAGGUCAAAAUUAUUUUGAUAACUUAGUAACGCGGUCUUUUUUUCAAGACUUUAAAUUAGAUGUUAAAGGGAACAUUGAAACUUGCAAGAUGCAUGAUAUUGUGCAUGAGUUUGUAAAGUUUCUUGCCCGGAAUGAAUCUUUGAUUAUUGAGGCUGAUGGUGCUAACCGAUCAACAGAGCUCUCAAUUGAUAAGGUGUGCCAUUUAUCUCUAGUGUCAGUAGAGACUGUAGAGGGUCGAAUUUCAGUUCCUAUUUCAUUUCACAAAUGCACAAAUCUGCGAACCCUCACAACUUAUAAUUCAGAAAUCACAACAAUGGGUGGGGAUUUAGUUUUGCAAUUGAAAUGUCUUAGGACGUUAAAUUUGAGUGAUAGCGAGGUCGAUGAACUUCCCAAGGAGAUUGGUGAACUGUUACAUUUGAGGUAUAUUGAUUUGUCUCAUAAUAACAGUCUAGAGGAAUUACCUGACGCCAUGUGUAAUUUGUUCAAUCUUGAAACCUUGCACAUUGAGUAUUGCGAAUCACUUACAAAACUGCCCAAGGCUAUGGGAAAGUUGAUCAACUUAAAGCAUCUUUAUGUUGCUGAAUGUGAUGAGCUAAAGUACUUGCCGAAAGGGAUUGGGAGAAUAAGAGGUCUACGUAUACUAGAUAGGUACACUGUUGUAUGUGGUGGUGGUGGUGACGACGACGACAAUGAAAUACUGAGGUUGGGAGAUCUGGCAAUCUUUGACCAGCUUCAGGGCAAGAUUGUAAUUCGAGAUUUGGGGGAAGUGAUCGAUGCUAGUGAGGCUCAGAAAGCACAAUUGGAGAAGAAGAAACACCUCCUUGAUUUGGUAUUAGAUUUUGGUGGAGGAGAAGAGGAGCGCCGAAGAAAAAGCGAUGUAGAGGUACUGAAUGCCUUGCAACCACAUCAAAAUUUGGAAUAUUUGGGGAUUUCUGACUAUGAAGGCACCACGGUGUCUCCAAAAUGGUUGAUGUCUUUACACCAUUUGAGAUUUCUUACUCUUAUGUCCUGCAUGAAUUGUGAAUGUUUGCCUCCUCUGGGGAGAUUACAAUCUCUUGAAGUUCUGAGAAUAGAAGGCAUGAGAGUGGAAAAGGUUGGAAUUGAAUUCUUAGGUAUAGAAGAAACUCAAACAUCACCUGUUACUGCUUUCCCAAAAUUGGAAAAACUCUCCUUUCUGACGGUGGGGUGGAAAGAGUGGGAAGGAGUGCGAGGUUGCAUGGAAGAAGAUUGUCAAGUUGCAAUAAUGCCGCAUCUUUCUGACCUACACAUCGAGUCAGCAAGCCUGAAACAACUGCCAGACUUCCUGCAGAAUAGACCACACCUCAAUUUGACGUGGUCACGAAGGGACUGGUUGAUCUUCGAACUCAACAAAUGGAUUGCCAGUUUAAUCUCCAGCCCGGAAGUUGCUUCGGAGCAGCGGAACAUGCAGUCUAGGGAUCGCGCAGGCGGAAAAUGCUUCUAGCCCGAUGUAUCAAGGUUGUGAGCUUAAUUUGAGACACAAGAUUCCUAUUUUGUGUUCAAGAUUCAAUUUCAGUCGAUCAAUCCCUCCCUAUGAUGUUCCAUAACAGAGGACCUCUACCAAAUCUCAUCCUCUCCUUCUGAAAGAAAGCAACAAUUGUUCUGGAUUUGAAAUUAAGUUACAUAAAGUAUUGAAAGUGCCAUUCUGGGGACCUUGAUGAGACCUAAAAGCUGUAGCAUUUGGAGUCAGGACCUCAGACCUUUGCUCUCGUCUCAUUGGGUAUGUAGCACGAUGGAAAGACAGCCAGUUAAACUUGCAACGGAUUGCUAUGGUGUGGACUGUUAUAUAUAAUAUCCUCUGCAGGGCGGGUCAACAGAUUCUCCUGUUCAGUUCAUCAAAACUUGGGGGUUAUUAUGUACAACAGCAGUAGAGUUGUCGGGCAUUGCAUACUUGAAACUGCUGUUGAACAAUUACUGAUGAGGAUUAUUGGAAGCAGUGAUAGUUUGGCUCUCAUUUGACGAUGAUAAUGAGCCUGUAGGGAUCGUUGCAUAUGUUGUGAGAAUUGGCCUCAAACAUGGAGACCGCCUCCUGCUUGUGUGCUUAAAGAUUGUCAGGUGGCUAUGAAUGUGAUUACAGAGGCUGUAGUGUGCUAUGCUCCGGAAGGUGCAUUCUGGAGGAAGUGAACAGCUUGGGGGCAUUUCUAAUAAGUUCAGUCCAUCUUGUAUUAUCCUUGAGAUGCAGCAUCUCAAUCACCUCAUCAAUCACCUACAAUAGGGUAGCUGCUACACAGCCAAUUAGCUGGAUGCCACAGACUCAUUCAAGGUUGAAAUUGAAUGAAGAUGGAGCUUGUGAUGUUCCAUGGGGAAGAGUUGGUAUAGGAGCAGUUGUGAGGGAUGGGGAAGGGAAGUUGAAAGCUGCAUUACUAUAUUCUUCCACAAGCGGUAUCUCACCUCAUGCUACUGAAGCCUUGGCGGCAUUGUAUGGAAUGAGGGGCAAGCACCCUUUUGGGUGCUCAAACCACAAUGAAGCUAGAAGGACCAAUAAGUAGUGUUGUCAAAGGCAAACUUGAGGCACUCCCCAGUGUGAGGCCACCGGAAGUUGCCUCGGAGCGGUGGAACAUGCAGUCUAGGGAUCGGGCAGGCAGAAAAUGCUGAUGAAGCCCAAUGUAUUAAGGUUGUAAGCUCAAAUUGAGACACAACAUUCCUAUUUUGUGUUGAAGAUUCAAUUUCAAUCGAUCAAUCCCUCCCUAUGAUGUUCCAUAACAGAGGAGCUCUACCAAAUCUCAUCCUCUCCUUCUGAAAGAAAGCAACAAUUGUUCUGGAUUUGAAAUUAAGUUACAUAAAGUAUUGAAAGUGCCAUUCUGGGGACCUUGAUGAGACCUAAAAGCUGUAGCAUUUGGAGUCAGGACCUCAGACCUUUGCUCUCGUCUCAUUGGGUAUUUAGCAUAUGGAAGGACUGCCAGUUAAACUUCCAACGGAUUGCUAUGGUGUGGACUGUAAUGACCCUGAUAUCAUCCUCUGCAGGUUGUAAGCUAAAUUUUGUUUUGAAGAUUUCAAUAGUAAUCUGUUUCCUAUAUCUGUUUCUUUAUUUUUAUAUGUCAAUCUCUGCAAUUGAGUUUCAGACCAAAAUAAAAAAGAAAAAUACAAAUCUGUGUGGAAAGUGACAAGAUGGAAUAGCAGGGCUAGUGGACAUAUUCUUCUGCUCAAAUCAUCAAAACUUGGUUAUUAUGUACAACAGACGUACCGUUGUCAGACGUUGCAUACUUGAAACUGCAGUCGAACUAUUGCUGGUGUGAGUUGGUAAUCAUUUUCUU
Molecule: messenger RNA, 4790 nt
Organism: Rosa chinensis
Lineage: Eukaryota; Viridiplantae; Streptophyta; Magnoliopsida; Rosales; Rosaceae
Product: putative disease resistance protein RGA3
Exons: 12
Coding region: 89-2980 (963 amino acids)
Biological process (GO): defense response to other organism
Molecular function (GO): ADP binding
Source: RefSeq, a predicted model, not a curated record